Messenger RNA from Hemicordylus capensis (graceful crag lizard), 3424 nucleotides. RefSeq names its product ADP-ribosylhydrolase ARH3-like. The transcript has 6 exons. The record is from RefSeq and is a predicted model, not a curated record. Gene Ontology annotation, cellular component: nucleus; mitochondrion. The coding region runs from base 344 to 1465 and encodes 373 amino acids. Lineage: Eukaryota; Metazoa; Chordata; Lepidosauria; Squamata; Cordylidae.
CUGCUGCGCAACGGGGCGGCUCCGCCCCAGCCAGCAGGAACCGUGCGCGCGGACUUUGGCGUGGGUGGGGGACGGCCGGGGGUCUCGCUUCCUCCCUCUGAACUGAAAGUUAUGCGCAAAAACGCCAUUAUGAAGACUGCGUGGCACCAGCGCCAGCCCCGUCCCUGCUUCGGCUGCUUUUGCUCUCCCGCGCCGCCCGCAUCUGAAGCACCGCUCCGGAGGCCUGAGUGGGGAGGAACCGCCGCCGUUGCCGCCGCCGCGCCCCUCCCAGGAAGCCGCUCCGUCCUGCCUGCCCAGUGCCGCCCUCUGGCGCCGCCACCACCAGGCACGCGGGCCGGGCAAGAUGGCGAUGGCGGGGAGCGCGCGGGGUCUGGGCCGGAGCCGGUUCCGCGGCUGCCUGCUCGGGGCGCUGCUGGGCGACUGCCUGGGCGGAGGCUUCGAGGGCAUGGAGACGGUGGACCCCGCUGCGCUCUUGCGCUUCGUGCGCGCCCUCCAGCCGGCGGGGGCGGCCGCAGCCGAGGAACAGCAGCAGCAGCAGCAGGAGGAGGAGGAGAAGGAGAAAGAGCCGGAGCGCAGCGACAAAAUCCUCUGGUACAGUGAUGACACCGCGAUGACCCACUCUCUGGUGAGGUCGCUGUUGGCCAAGCAGGAUUUUGACGAAGUGGAUAUGGCCAAGCGGUUUGCUGAGGAAUACAAGAGAGACCCUGAACGAGGCUAUGGAGCGGGCGUGACUACUGUGUUCAAGAAACUGCUCAGCCCCAAAUGCAAGGAUGUUUUGGAGCCAGCCAGGCAGCAGUUUAACGGGAAGGGGUCCUAUGGGAACGGCGGCGCCAUGAGAGUGGCGGGCAUUUCGCUGGCUUACUCCAGCGUCCAAGAUGUGCAGAAGUUUGCAAAGCUGAGUGCAGAGCUGACCCACGCCAACUCCUUGGGCUACAACGGGGCCAUCCUGCAGGCCUUGGCCGUUCACUAUGCCCUCCAGGGGGAACUGGACCGAGAGAAGUUCCUGCAGCUGCUGAUCGGCCACAUGGAGGAUGUGGAGGCGGACGACAAGUCUGUGGCUGACGCACGGCUGCUGGGCUAUGAGGAAUUCCCCUUUUCAAAGCGGCUGAAGAAGAUCAAAGAGUUUUUGGAGCAGAGCACCGUCCCCAAGUCGGACGUGGUGUCUGAGCUGGGCAACGGCAUUGCUGCUCUGCACUCGGUCCCCACGGCCAUCUACUCCUUCCUGCGCUGCCUGGAGCCUCAGCCGGACAUCCCCGAGGCCUUCAACAGCCUGCAGCGGACCAUCUUCUACUGCAUCUCGCUGGGUGGGGACACAGACACCAUUGCGACCAUGGCUGGGGCCGUUGCCGGGGCUUACUGUGGGGAAGAGCAGGUGCCUCCCGGCUGGAAGCAGAGCUGCGAAGCCUUCGAGGAGGCGGAGAAGCUGGCCGACAGCUUGUAUGAACUCUACAGCCAGCGGCACUGACCCCUGGAGUGGUCAGAGCAGCCUCCCUGGCGAAAGCCGUCUGAAUGAGGGACUGGUUCUUCGAGGGCAGCAUGCCUAGGGAGUCCUGUGUGGCCAAGAAAGGCUCCUGCUGUCUCCAAGCGCUCAGAAGGACCCCCCGGCCACCUGCAUCGUCUCUUAUUUUCUGCUACUCUCUCUGACUUCCAAGAUUUCUGUUAUUAACUCUUGGCUGCAGGUAACCCUCUUUGUGUUGGGCAUCUCGGCGUCUCAGGCUGCUGGGCCCAAAAUGGGCUUUGUGGGGUUUGGCCGGCAUGUUCUCGGCAGAGUGGUCGGGACCCUCUGGGGCUGGUCUCUGCUGGUAAGGGCAGAAUGAAGAGCCGCAGCUUGGAAGGGUCUCCAAGGUUGGAGACGUUGCACUCCAAGCAACGUUGGGGCGGAAGUUCAUUGUAGGGAAACUGCAUUCUUUGUGUAGUUGCCUUUUCCCCUCUGGCUUUUGGAGAAAUACCCUUUUUGUGACUGAAUUACCUGAUCCCACACAUCUUUGAUUCCAGGAACAGGUGUUGCCAAUAGCAGAUUCCAAAGAACAGCUAUCUGUAGCAUAAACCAAAGAGUGAAUCUGAUGUUGCCCCUAAGUGGAUGUGCUCUUUGAGGCUGCUGGGAUGGAAUGUGGCAGCCCACCCACUAUGCCUGUCUGACCUCAGACACCACCGUAUGCACGUGCACUGGGUAACGAUCAAAUAAGGGCAUAUGUGUACAAAAUAUAACACACCUAGGCGCAGAUAAUAUGGUUGACAUUAAAUCAGCCAUGUUGUUUGUUCAGUUUUCCACAGAGAUGUCUGGGGGGCAGGGAGGGUCUUUGGGAUCUGAAGCUUCAGUUUGGGACUUCAGGAUCAAAACAUGUAACCACUUCAGUGUGGUUACUUCCUCUCUUGAGAAUUAUAGGUUGGCUAGGGCAGUAUCCUUACCCAGACCUUACCCAGAGGCAGUCACCAUUUUUUGGUGGGGAGAGGCCCACUGCAAAUAGGCGAGUGCCACUGGAUCACGGUACCGUCCUAUUAGGGUUACCAACAGUCCCUUGUCCCUUAUUUUCAGCUAAUGGGAAGAACCUGUGGCUCAGAUCAAACCAGUUAUUUUCACUAAUAACGAAAUAAUGAAUGAGCUCCUUCCCUGCCAGAAUCCUCUGUGGUUCUGGUGGGCUGCCAUCUUAGGGUUGCCAUAUUGGGGACAUUAACAGCUACCCAAGAUUGUCUAACUUUGCAUUGUCCAAGUAUCAGGAUCAUGCAAAUCAUGCAAGCGAUGGCUACCAGAUAGGGCUCAUGAGUGAAACCUUUUUUUACUGCUUUAAAACAAUGCUUCUCUUUCUAGAAAACAAAAUGACAUCACACCAUUUGGCUAACCAUGCUUACAUCAAUAAGCAGAGGAGGAGCAAUCGAAGUUGUAACUUGCACUUGAAGGUGGUAAAAACACAUACAGCCCUCAGAUCCCAAUUACUCCCACAUACAUCCAGCCUCGUGUCCCUUAUUUGGUAUGUUGGCAACCCUGGCCCUAUCCAAAUUAAAGUUCUCAAGAAAGGAAGUAACCAAACUGAAGUUGCUGCAUGUCUGGAUCCUGAAGUCCCAACCUGAAGCCAUGCAGUAAUUGGGGGCUUCCCAGUUUACUUCAGUGUUGGUGGUGCUCUGGCCUUUCAGUGAAGCCUCGACGUGGCUUCCGUGGCCACUAGAUCAGUCCUUAAAGCGGGGAAUGGAAGCAGGCGAGCUGUUUGCAUUCAGGCUUGAGCAAUAAACUCUGUGCGUGUGUGUUCUUUCACAUUGUGAGUUGUGAUCAAAGAGCAAGCUUGUUCUAAAGAGGAGUACUACAAAUGUGUGUACAUGGGCAUGUGGUUGUUUGUUUUUUUAACAGAUGGUUACUGAAAUGGAAAUCUAUUUUUGUAAAAUAAGAUUUAUUGAUGUUGAGUCAAUACAAUCAAGUACUGUAGUUUCA